AUGGUGGGUGGUUGUGCUGUGCCACUGGCUCUGCGCUUCACUCCCAGGCUCUGGGACUCUUUCCCCCAAAUUUUCCAACUUCUCUCCAUCUCCAAACCUUCUGCCAGACGUCCUGAUCCUUUGAGUUGCCUUGGAGUUUUGGACUGUGCCUUCUUGCAGAUCCAGGGAUCGGUGCCAGGAGAGAAAUUCACACGUCUAUUCCGAAGAGAUUGUCUACACCCCACGAACCUAGAGAGCCCUCUGGCGGCCGUCAUUAUCCUCUUCUGCUUCUGA
Molecule: messenger RNA, 273 nt
Organism: Colletotrichum siamense
Lineage: Eukaryota; Fungi; Ascomycota; Sordariomycetes; Glomerellales; Glomerellaceae
Exons: 2
Coding region: 1-273 (90 amino acids)
Source: RefSeq, a predicted model, not a curated record